UGUACCAAAAAACAGUGUUCAGAAAAAGUUGAAAACCAAGCGAUUUUUAGUUCUUUCCACUUCAUUUUGAGAACAGGAAGACAAAAUUUGGUUAAAAUGGUUUUGAUGACAAUGAUAGGCCGUGUGAUAGACGGCUUACCUCUCGCAGCUUCGAUGCAGAGCGACCAGGAUGUAAGUGUAAACGUUGAUGUUCAAGUACACAUUCAGCUGAUUCCGGCAAAUAGCAUAUGCCUGUGUUUAAUUUUGCUUGCUAAACGGGACAAGUACGAUGUCACAGAUGAUCAGCUGCUCAAUUUAUUUUAGUUUAUUUAAACCUAUUUCAUACAGAUGCGAAAGUGUCAGAUUAUUUGGGUAAGGGCACUUGACUUAUCGUGGGUUUUAGACUUUCUGAUAAUUGUACUUAUCACGGAAGCAUAAUGUACAAAUGAAUUUUAAGUCCCACCUAACUGGUCUCGGAUGAUUUGGUGUCCUUGCUUGAACCCUUGAUAAGUGUCUUCAAUAGUGUAUACCCUGAGGCUGGAAUCCUAAUCAAAAGCCCUGUAAACCUCCAGGGAAAAGGAUUCACACCACCUUAUUUUAAUGCAACUGACAGAGCUGAUGCUGAAAUAUAUGGUUUUUUAUACAUUCAUUGCAUUGUGCUUUUGGCUGUGACUGUGACAGAUCUUAAGAGGAUCUGGUCACUUAUUACUACAAGUGGCAAAGUGACAUGUCAGUGAAACAGAGCAAGGAUUAUUGAAAUGGCUCAGUGACUUCCCAGUUGUACUGAUAAGUUUCUGUGGGCCAUCCCAUCUAAUAAACACAUCCCCCCCCCCCUUUGAUGGGGUAUUAGGCUGACUUAGCAACAGGACGGGAAUGUUAGUUGACGACGGCGUGCGCAAAUCAAACAACUGGCUUGACCAAUGGCAGAGCAACAAAUUGGGCACCAGAAGUCGAGUUUAGUCGUUUUCCCGUGCUUUCCCGUCUUCAAAUGACGUUCCCGUUCUGUUGCUAAAUCAGCCUAAUAUUGGCCACACCCCUUCAAAAACUUUUUCCUGGGGUAACCAACCCCCUUGAUCUAAACCACUUAGAAAAUGUGGCAAUGUUGUUUGUCCACAUUUUGAGAAGAGGUUUUACAGCACUCCUCAUCAGAAUAUUCACCAUCCCUUUAUGAAUGACAUAACACUCCCCUUAUCCUUUCAGAAAUUGACAUGUUCGAUAAUAAUUCCUUCCUAAUAUUGACUCCCUCAGAAAAUCUCUUGGGCAAAUGACAUUCCAGGGUACAGAACUGCCUCAGGCCAAAGGACCUUUCAUUAUCAGGCCGUGCAAUUUCACUGUGGAAUGCCUUACCCAAAAGGCUCACUAAGUUAACAAACAUUGUGACAUUCAAUAAGGAACUCAUGCAUUAUUUAUUACCAUCUCAGUAAGCAGUUUUUUUUAAGACAGGGCUGCUUAUAUUACUUUUGUCUUUGUAAUGGAGAGAAUUAGAGGCUAUGUUACUGAUAUCUUGUUAAAAUCGCAUGAAUAUAUUAUAGUUUUUUUGAUGUUUUAUAUUUUUAUGUGUAUUUUUUUAUCCAUGAUAUUGAUGUAAUUACCUUGAAAAGCCUUAUGUGGCUAUUAUUAUUAUUGGCAACCCCUUCAGAAAAUCUCACCGUUAAAGGGCAUGUGGAUAUAAAUAAUAAUGGAAUGGCCCUUUGCAGCCAACCACUGAAAUGUAUACUAUACUGCCUUGAUCUAUCAAUGCUUUAAGAAAAUUGAUCCAACCUUCAACCUUCCCUCACUCUUUGAAUGGUGAGGGUUCCAUUUUUUCCUCUGUAGUUUCCCAACUUUUUUGCUCGCCUGAUAAAAAAGAAACCCUGACUGCAUGUCAAUUUUUUUAUAAUAAAAACAGCAAGGCAAGGAAAAAGGUCUUUUGAACAGAGUGUACUUCUUUUUAAAUCAUGAUCUCAUUUUGUGUUUCUCUAGACUAGUCGCAGCUUGCAAGACUAUCAGGCCCAAGCCAAGUUAUUGUUCAGAAAACUCUCAGACAAUUCACCAGCAAGAAGCAGCAUUGAAACAGGACCAAUGAUGUUUCAGUGAGUAGUUAAUCCAUAGGCUACAGGUUAAAUUUUUAUUUAAUAAACUUCAAUGACAAGCUUACAUGUAUAUAACCCUACUGUACAAAAAAACAAAACAAAAAACAAAAAAAACAAAAACAAAACAUGUGGUGUGGAGGGCAUAAUUAUUUUUUAAACCAUAAUUACUGUUCAUAUUAUAUGGCUAAAUAGUCAUCACUACCAGUCAAUACACUGCAGUAGUUUAGAUUCUCUGUGAUGUGGGACUGGUGCUAUGGAAGUUGUCUGCCCUGCCAAUCACAUAACAGUGUAUCCCUCUACCCUGAUGGUACAUUAUAUCUCAUGGUUAUGCUUUUGUGAAGUAUAUGAAAUAAUUCAUUUUUGAACUGUGAUUGAGAUGAAAGUGAAGAAUGAUCAUCGCAGUAAAUUUUCCAAUUUAAGCAAUUGGAAAGAAGAAGUCUGAAAAAAAAAAAAUCAGGGCUUCAACGGGAUUCGAACCCGUGACCUCCGCGUUGCCGGUGCUUUGCUCUACCAACUGAGCUAUGAAGCCACACAUUGGGAGCGAGGUCAAUUUAUUGAGUUCAUAUCUCGCGUGAGGAGUGGAAUGAUGUGAAGUAUAUGAAAUAAUUCAUUUUUGAACUGCGGUUGUAGAUGAAAGUGAAGAAUGAUCAUCGCAGUAAAUUUUCCAAUUUAAGCAAUUGGAAAGAAGAAGCCUGAAAAAAAAUCAGGGCUUCAACGGGAUUCGAACCCGUGACCCCCGCGUUGCCGGUGCGUUGCUCUACCAACUGAGCUAUGAUGCCACACAUUGGGAGCGAGGUCAAUUUAUUGAGUUCAUAUCUCCCGUGAGGAGUGAAAUGAUGUGAAGUAUAUGAAAUAAUUCAUUUUUGAACUGCGGUUAUGCUUUUAUUGAUUUAACUCUUUCGUUCAGUAGUGAAUGACAGAGUCAUCUAUCUUUUGAGUCUGCUGACAAAAUCCUAUUGUAUAUGGCCACUGAAAUGAAACCUCUUUGACGUUGGGCUUGAUUUUAAAUUUUCCUCUUAUCAACAGUUACAUUAUUGAAAAUGGAGUAUGCUACUUGACCUUAACAGAAAAGACAUUCUCCAAGAGAGCAGCAUUUAGUUUCUUAGAAGAAUUAUCGUCAGAGUUUCAAAGAGAGUUUGGUUCAAGAGUUCCCACGGCAACUAGACCAUAUUCAUUUAUUGAGUUUGGUGAGUGACUUAAAAGGGGUAACAUGGUUCUUUUGAAACUUAAAGCUAAGCCCCCUAAGUAAAAUAAACAACAACAAAUGUUUUUAGUCCAGAAUUUGUAAAGAAAAGAAUGUGGGUGUUUUUUUUUUAUUUUUGUUAUUUCCAACUUUUUGUUAUUAUUGCCAUUUGAAUGCAACGUUUUUGUGCAAAAACUUGCAAGAGGUGACAGGCUGCACAUCCGGCGUGAAAGCUUUGAAAACCUUUUUCAUAUUGCUCCAUUGAGGAGAACUCUUUCAGGGAUCUUACAGUUUAAAAUUGGAACCAUGAUAUAGCUUAUAUAUAGCAGACCAAGAUAUAACUCGGUACAGUUUAUGUUCAGCAAGGGAAAAUUGUGUAAUUUGAGCAGAACCUUUAAAAUGUACCACAGACAAUUUAUUCAGUUCUUGUGUAUUCCUGUUGAAUUUGUAGCCUGUUUAUGAGAUUUGUCUACUAAAAAAUAUAAUAAUUUUUCUAUAGCUGCUGUUAUCUUAGGGUUUCUGCUUUUAAUAUCUCCAUAAAGUUUAGGUUUACGCGAUCUCAGAGAACAAUGUUCUGCUGUACACAGCACAUAGCCUUUAAAUAUAUCCAGAUCUGACACUGGUUUUGUGUAUUUAUCACGUCUUUAGUAGAAGCAUGAUUUAAAUACAAACUAUGAACAUCGGACACGGCCAAAGCGAUAAUAACGCCACUCAAGUGAUCAGAUUAAACAAUCAUGAUAUUAGUAUAACUGACUCUCUCAAAUUGUUGGGUGUCACAAUAGAUUCUAAGCUGAAUUUUUCAGAGCACAUUCACAUGAUCUGUAAAAUUGCCAGUCAGAAAAUUGGCAUCCUUAUGAGACUUAGAAACUUGAUUCCGACAAAUGCUAAACUUAUGCGUUUUAAAACAACAAUAUUGCUGCACGUUGCAUAUUGCCACCUUGUGUGGCACUUUUGCCGAGCCAGUGAUUCUCGUAAAAUCGAGCGGAUGCAAGAAAGGGGCCUGCGUGCUGUUUUUAGGAACAAUGUUAGCUACCCUGAACUUCUAACAAGAGCGGAACUGCCAAGUUUACGGAACAGGAGACUACAAGACAUUUGUGUUUUAAUGUAUAAAGCCAAGAACAAUCUAUGUCCCCCCUAUAUCAGUGACAUUUUUAUUAAGCAUAGAUCCAAGUAUAACUUAAGGCAGUCUGAUUUCUUCACUGCCAGGUACAACACGGUAACAUAUGGCAAGCACUCCCUCCGCCACUUGGGGCCCAAUCUCUGGGGAAAAUUAUCCCCAGACUUGAGAGAAGUUACCACCUUAAAAUGUUUCAAAAACAAAAUAUGUACAUUAGAUAAUAGUAACACUAAUGGAUAAUGGUGCAAGUGUUGUCAUCUCUGCAAUUCAUAGACAUAUUUGUAAUACUGUAAAUAUUGUUAUGUCAUUAAUUUUUUUAUGCCUGCGCUUAUAUGUAAAUAUUUUUUCACUUUAAUUUAUAUUUAUUUAUUUUGUGUCCCCUAAUUAGCAUAGGUUUUUAUCCAAAGCUAGGAGGCUUCUUUAGACACCUUAAUAAAGUUUCAUCAUCAUCAUCAUAUGAUGCUGUGUCCUUUGAAUGUCAUUUUAAAACUCAAUCGCUUUGUAAAUGUGACUUGUAGUUUUAAUAUCAGAGGAGAGUAUUUUAAAGCUUGAUAUUUUUCAAUACCAUUUGCAUGUUGUUUUUUUACCAAUCAAUUGACUGGCUUCUUUGUGCCACUACAUAAUGUGACGUCAUGUGAAAACCAACAAUACAGGCCAGAUCCCGUGUUUCGUAUUUAGUUGGUUGCAUGGUCAAGGCUGGUGCGACGGUAUCAGGAGGAACUGCAUUAAUUUUGUUUCGAGCACCUGCUGCGGCAGGGUUCUGUGGGCAGAGAGGCCUGACAUUCUGCUUGAUGGGGAGUGGCUGGUGGUUGGUGAAGCUUUCGUUGACUGAGGUCUCUCGACAAGCAUUUCUUUCCAGCUUUCCCUUCCCACCUGUCUUUAAGCGGUGUAUCAGUUUAAAACCUUGAAAUGCAAACCACCGUAUGAGCUGUAUCACUUUUUGUCUCACUUUUGUGGAUUUUUGUGUACGCUACCCGUUUCGACGCCUGCUUCGCAGGCUGUGUGUACGCCUAACUUCUUCGCUUAGACCACGUGACCCGAAACGAAUUGGCCGAGACCAAGGGACCAGGCAACGUUGAACGAUAGGUGCAUAAAUAAUAGACAAAUUGUUGACUGUUCUGAAUUCUAUUUGAAAAAAUCAUCAAUAUUAUUUUUUUUUACGCUUUACUUGGACUUUCCAUCGUUUCAGUCAAACCUAAAUAUUAAGUUAAAUUUGUUCAAUUUUCCUCCGUCAAAAAACCUUCCAAAGAAAUUUUUUUGAUCGCCGAUAAUUGUAAUUUUCACACAUGUACAUGUCACGUGUUCAUAACUAUGUUAUGGAACAAGACCUCACCAUUCUUGGUAUCCCAGCGAGUAUAUUGAAGGCUCAUAUUUCUGCUUGCUCGGCAGUUUUUAUUUCUGUUUUGCCGGAUGUGAUCUGUAUGGUGUGGAAUGCGGGGUUUUUCCCAAGAAUGCUUUCACUUUCGAGAGUUGACUUGGACUGUGAAGUCACUGAAGUGCGAGGGAGCAGCGUUGUUAACUUCUUGCUAUCAACAGUCGAAUUAUAACCUCAGUUCCACAAGUUAGCCGGUUUUACGUGGAGUAAAUUGGUCCGCUUUGGUUCACUGUAAGGUAUGUACAUAUAGUUAUACGAUUCUUAAGAAGUGUGUAAAAAAGUCAUGGUAGUGGCUUCUGGGUGGAUCCGCGAUUUGAUACCGAGUGUCCGCACAAAAAUCUUCGCAAGUUUCUUUGUGCUGUACGAUUCAGUAAUGAGAAAAGUUAACAAGUAUGCAAACUUAGGAAGUAUUUAAUCAUCUUACAGGUUAAAGCGGCCCAACUUGUUUACAAUUGAAGUGAAACAUGGUAAUGAUUCAACUUGAGACUGACGAGCAAUGGAACUUUUUGAAGUUUGUUAUGGUGGUGAAAGUUUUUCACAAAGCCUUGCGUCAAACGUUCAAACGAAUGUGGAACAAGAAAUAUGGCCUAUUGCAUCAGUGGGAUGACACUAAUACCGUGAGAAAAUUACUUUGUAAGAAAGAAGCUGGCAAAGACAGAGGCAUCAAACUUCUAACAAACAAAUCGUACGAGGAGUGGGAUACUACAGCGCUGUGUAAAUUCACCCUCUACGCAAAAUCUUUUGCUACACGAGACAGUAAAGGCGACGUUAAAACACUUGAUGAUUUGUACAUAAAACCCCGCGGACCGAAUCCUUCUGGACAGUUUCACUCCUCUGUGAUUAGCGCGAACGGUAACAUCGAUGAAACGUAUGCACUCGCUAUUGAUCAGCUAAGACUUCUGAGAAAUUGGUGCUCUCAUUCUACCAGAGCAGAGAUGGAUAAGAAAACAUUUGAUCGGUUCGUUAAACUGGCUAAAGAUGCAUUUAAAGCUCUUUCAGUCAAUACAGACGACAUUGAUGCCAUUGUGAAAGUGACCGGAAGUGCACACGCCGAGGCUCAAACUUGUGACAUGCGCUUUUUUUUUUUGACCCAUUUAUGGGGUUUUGAUGGCCGUCUUGGAAACACGAAAAAACAUAAAGCUGGCAUACUCCCGAACUGUAUUCACAAAUGACGGCCGCGCGGAACGGCCUGGAUUCGAAUUCCUGAAAGCGAGGCUUGGUAGGCGGAAAAAAUAUCAUCGAACACCCGCCCGUGUUUAUCUUCACCACAUGCGCUAGUACAGCUAGUAUUUUCGAAAAGAUCGGGAAAGGUCUUGAAACUUAACGGAUUCUAAGAUGAUUGGUCUGGAACAAAACCUGUUUUACUAAGACUCCAUUACUUGUUGCGCCUGCAAAUUUUCCACUGUUUCAUUUAUCACUGCAACGGUUUUUUUACGAGGAGCGAACGUGGAUGGAUAUGAAAUCAGCCUUUAAAUUCAGCCUGGUUUCGUUUUGUCCCAACGUUACUGUUUCUUAUUUUCAUUCCUCCAUAAACGAGAGACGUGUUUGUUCUCCGAAAUUAAGUUGUCAAGUUUGUAGGGUAGGUUUAGUCCUUUACAUACGUAUUUAUUGUUAUUAAAUAUUGUUAUUUUAAAAAUAUUGUCAAUGUAGUUGUAUUUAAUAUUGUAACAAAAAACCUGAUGAAUUUUUUUUACCGUGUUAAAAUAAAGAUUUGAGAUUUGAGAUGGGUGACCUUCACCACAGACUUUUUUUUUUGGAACGUUUAAUAGUUUUGUAUUACAGGAAAUAAUUAUCGUAGCUUCAUGUACGUAAGAAAGAGUUUAUCUAAAGAUAUUUUUUUGUGUCGAUACGGCAGAUAUUGUUCACAUACUCUCUAAUUACAAUUUCAGCAUAAAAAUAGGUAUGGUUUGAGUGCUGCUGGUACGCGGAACUACAAGGCAUAGACUAGAUGUCUUGUAAUCGUACUUUAGGGUCUCUGAGUAGAUGAAACAGAGAUUUGUAUCUCUUUGAAAAUUUAAGUCCAAACUGUACGCAUGUUGACCAUGUAUAAUAUUAUUAUAACCUCAUGUUCAGUGUAUUUGACUGCCUUAAAGUAACUGCAUGUUUUCCAUUCAGGAACUAUUUUCAACUGAACGAUUUCAUCAUGAUGCUUUAAAUACUGGAAACAAUUGUUGGUUUUCACAUGACGUCACUAGAAUGCAAACUACAAAACUAUCGAGUCUACUGAUAUUUUACUUUCAUGGUGUAUUAGAGCAGCUGAAAAGGUGACAGGCCGCACAUCUUCACAGGCGUGAAACCUUGGAAAACCUUUUUCAUAUAUUUGCUCCAUUGAGAAGAACUCUUUAGGGGAUCUUACAGUUUAAAAUUUGAACCAUGAUAUAGCUUAUAAAUAGCGGACCGAGAUACGACUCGGUACAGUUUAUGUUCAGCAAGGGAAAAUUGUGUAAGCCGAGCAGAACCUUUAAAAUGUACAACAGAGAAUUUAUUCAGUACGCACGUAUUCCUGUUGAAUUUGUGGCCCAUUUAUGAGGUUUGUCUACUCAAAAAUAUAAUAAUUUUUCCAUAGCUGCUGUUAUCUUAGGGUAUCUGCUUUUAAUAUCUCCUUAAAGUUUAGGUUUGACAAAGUCCCCAAAUCUAUUAUUUCAACCUUUUUAUAAAAACAACUCAGAGCUCUAACUAAUAAAUGACAAAACAUAAACGUUUCACGCCGAAAAAACAGGAUGUUUUUAUACUUCACAAAAAAACAAGGCAAGACACCCAUUUUUCAAAUUUAAACCUUUAUAAAAACACAAUUCAGCGUAGCUUUGAGAAAACACGGAUCCAACAAACAGCAACAUGAUUGUUUUUUUGCAAGGAACCAAUCAAACCACACCAUUUUCGAUCCUCCAAACAAACCAAGGUGGAUAUACUAGGAGUAAUCGGAGCUUAGGAGAGUGCGUUCGAUAUGUUUGUUGAGGCGGAAGGGUGGUUGCGAUGUAGAUAAAUAUGAUUAUGGCAUAUUUUGAACGUACGGGUUGCGUACAGCGAAACCUCUGUUUAAACUGUGUAUCAUUUUAAGAACGUUUUCAAAAGAUAUCGUAUGGUUCGGUGUCAAGUGCUUUUAAUCGGAGGAGAUAUUGGCCAGCGUCGGACGUGUAAAUGGAACAUUUUGUUUUGCUGGUUUUAGUUACAGGCCGCAGUUUCUCAAAGGCCGAUUAGUUCUUAACCCGGGAUUCUUUUUCUUUCUUCAAAAACAUUUCCUCGGAUAAUUUUUUCUGUUAUUUUUAACAGCAUCCAAUCAUCAACUUGUUGACAAAAUGAAUUACAUUGAAUUUACUGGUUUAAAAGCUUUCACAUCUGAAUUCAAACUUCGCACUAACCCUAUCAAAGCCUUCAGUGGAACGUGUGUGCGGCUCAGGUCAAUAACUCUUCCAGUAAUUUGGUCGAGCGUGUUGAUUUCAGUGACUCGAGAGUGGCGCUGCUGUGGGCUGAUUUAUAAGUUUUUCCUAAUAACGAACAUAGAGUUAAAGUGUUCGUUUGUCCGGUGCUGAAAAUAUCACAAGUCAUGGUCAGAUGGCGCCGCCGAGCUUCACAUGUCGGUAGAUUUACUUUGUGGCACAACUGCUGCCGAGCUACACAACUCGUAAAUUUAGUUUGUGACAAAACGGCCGCCGAGCUACACAACUCAGUAAAUUUACCUUGUGGCAUAACGGCCGCCGAACUAAACCCGGUUUGAUGCAUGCACCAGUAGUCGCAGACACUUUCCAAAGACAGUGACGAACCAUGCUGAAAAAUAUGAAGGCUUAAUCCAAAGUAAAAUUUAACAGCAAACUUCUGAAAGAUGAACGCUUUGGACGAUUCAGCAAUCACAGAUCGAUGUACGCUUUACGAAGAUUCAGCAAACUUUUUAAAAGAUGAACGCUUUACGAAGAAUAUCGAACUUAGCAAACCUUUGAAAGAUGAACGCCGAGGACACAAGGGGCGCUUUCCAUUUAGUCAAAAUUUCCGGAAUUUCCGGUUCGGCGGUAAAUGGAACAGGUUUCGUCGGUUCGUCCCACUGGAAAAUUCCCAGAAAAAGUGGAAAAUCUAAAAAGGUGGUCCCGUUUUCCCGGUUGGAAUUUCCGAACGGAAUGUCGUGUUCCAUUUACGUUUCUCGUAGUUUGUACCAGUUCCAGGUCCACGGUUGGGCACCGCGCCACGUACCGGGGUUUACGACCAAAUGGAACAACUUUUUACCAAUCGGAAAUUCCACUUUUGCUACCACCGAAAUUUGCCGUUUUUUUUCGUAAAUGGAAAGCGCCCAAGAAUCGCCACAUGAGUUAGCGCGUCAAAGUGAGGCAAAACUUAAGCAAACGCCUCAAAGCGAGGCAAAUGUGUGUCGACGACGACGACGAACGAAAAUGAAAUCUCAGAAAAACCUCCCUUAUUAAUUGCACAGGUAACCCAAUAAUGCACAGAACACCCAACACAAAUUAGGGAUUCAAUAAAUGCUUACCAAAUCAAGCAAUACGAAAUGGUUCAGAGUUCACCUAAACCAUUCCACCACAUAGCAACUGAUGAGAAUUGUAAGAUUCAAAACGGCCGGUCUUGCUUGUAAACUUAUAUUUAACUGCAGACAUGACCUGCAGACAUUAUGUAGUGGCACAAAGAAGCCAGUCAAUUGAUUGGUAAAAAAAGAACAUGCUAAUGGUAUUGGAAAAUAACGAGCUUUAACAUACUCUCCUCUGAUAUUAAAACUACAAGUCACAUUUACAAAGCGAUUGAGUUAUAAAACGACAUUCAAAGGACACAGCAUCAUAAUGUAUUUUAAUCAUGCUUCUACUAAAGACAUGAUAAAUACACAAAACCAGUUUCAGAUCUGGAUAUAUUUAAAGGCUAUGUGCUGUGUACAGCUGAACAUUGUUCUCUGAGAUCGCGUAAACCUAAACUUUACAGAGAUAUUAAAAGCAGAUACCCAUAAGAUAACAGCAGCUAUGGAAAAAUUAUUAUAUUUUUGAGUAGACAAACCUCAUAAACGGGCCACAAAUUCUACAGGAAUACACGCGUACUGAAUAAAUUGUCUGUUGUACAUUUUAAAGGUUCUGCUCAACUUUCACAAUUUUCCCUUGCUGAACAUAAACUGUACCGAGUCGUAUCUUACUCCGCUAUAUAUAAGCUAUAUCAUGGUUCAAAUUUUAAACUGUAAGAUCCCUGAAAGAGUUCUCCUCAAUGGAGCAAAAAGGUUUUCAAAGGUUUCACACUAGUUUUUACUUUGGUGCUUUAAAGGUUGGACGGGAGCCUGAGCAGCGAAUCCAGGGGCCCUCCCCUGGAUCCACCACUGUAUUUCUACUUUUCUAACAAUAUAUCCUGGAAAAGUAGACUCUAUUAGUAGGAGAUGGUUUAGUAAGGAACAUUAUUUUUGUGAAAGCUCAAAGAAAUUAAGAAUCAAUCUGUCGUUUUUCGGUGUAAUUUUUGUUGUUGUUUUCCAAAAUUUUUUCAACAUUUUGUGACGUGGUAGUAACAGUUCACAGACAAAGAAAAAAUUUAAUUAAACUGGUUUAUAUAAUUUUCAAACCAAUGAAAAAUUUGACCUACAACCGUCGUGCUGCUAUAACAUUUCAUUCCCUUUUUAGAUACAUACAUUCAAAAGGCAAGAAAAAACUAUCAAGAUUCAAGAACAAGAAGGAACUUAAACAGAUUAAAUGAUGAACUCCACGAUGUACAGCGGAUCAUGGUUCAAAACAUUGAUGAUGUUCUUCAGAGAGGCGAACAAAUUUCAGGUAACUUUGGGUUUUAAAAUUCAUUGGCUGAGCCUAUUGUUGGAGAAAGUGACAAAAAUAUUUGAUGCACAAAAAAUGUCAGUAUUGGUUUAUUAACCAGAAAUAUUUAUAAUUUAUUGUUUUGUUGUUUUGUAGUGUUGGAUGAUAAGGCAGGAAAUCUAAGGUUUCAGUCAGAAAAAUACAAGAAAGAUGCAACCUACUUAAAUUUGCGUUCUGCAUAUGCCAAGUAUGCUGCUGUAGGAACAAUUUUUGUAGUAUUAAUGAUCUAUAUUCGAUUCUGGUGGUUUUGAAAAGUGAAGAGAAAUUUUGAAUAGAGCCAUAUAUAGAAAACAGUCAUCAAUAUUAUUAUUAAGCCCUACUGGUUAACAGUUUCCAAGUAAGUUACCCUGGUAAAUAUGUUGAUAAUCUUAAGUAAAAUUUGUUUUAGUUGUCUAACCAGCAUUCUUGCCAAUGGUGACAAGCAGGAAGAUGUGAGCAAAUGAGACAACUACUGUACUGGUUAAUUGUUACUUCUCACGGGCAAAGAACUUGUCACAAUAUGCCCACAGCAUAUUGUAUAUGCAUACAGCUGUAUAUGCAAUUAAACAAACACAUUAUUGCGGAAUAGAUUUCAGAACGCAAAAUGAAACCUACUCAACUGGAAACUUGAUUUCUUCCCUGCGGCAGAGAUCUCUCAUGACAAGAGAAAAAGGAGAGGAAAGAAAGAGACCUCUGCCGGCCUCUGAUGCAAUUGUAAUAAUUGUAAUUUGUUUACCCACGAAAUAAUUAUGAGUUCUUAUGAACUCAUUUAAACGUGUCCAUGGAUUCCAUAUCGAAUUGGAAUUUGAAGUGUUGUUGGUUUUUGAUGAGAGGGGAAAACCAGAGUACCUCACAGGGCAAGGGAGAGAACCAAUAACAAACUCAACCCACAUGUGGCUUUAACACCGGGAUUUGAACCCAGGUCACAUUGGUGGGAGGCGAGUACUCUCACCACUGCACCACCCUUGCUCCCCCUGAAGCAAGUUUUUAAUCAUUCAUGCAUGCACUGGCAUUUCCUUAAUGACCAAUAACAUUUAGUCAUGUGUGACACAACUUACAGAACCAGUUUGCGCGAUAACAAUUGUGGGCUCAGAAAUUUCCAGCGUGCAGUCUCAAAAAGAGAAACCAAUUUUGAAAACCAUUAAGUUUCAGCCACAAAUGUGGUCGGCAGCUAGAUGAAAGAAUGUGUCGGAGGUUGGCAGGUCUCUCUCUUUCCUAUAAUUCUUCUCUUGCCGUGAGAGACCUCUGCUAGCAAGGAACUUGAUUUCAUAACUUGCUCCCGCAAUCUCACUCUUUGAGGUUAUUUAAUCACUGAAGUUUGUUUUACACUAACUUAAAAAGUGAAGUGAAAUUUAAAAUACCAAUGCUUACAUGUAUUAAUGAACUAUAGCUGUUCCUUGUAGUUGACUAUAACUACAUGUAGGACUAAUCACAUUUUUUACAGUUAAAAAAAAUUGAAAUUUUUGUUUAACAUCUAACAACGUUUUCGUCUAGUUGUGAUCUAGGUUGUUUAUAUAAUGCUGUUACUGCUUAGAGUCAUGUUUCCAGUUCAUAUAGUCAUAAGCAAGACCUAUAGAGAAACCCAAGGACAGUAGGCUGCCAGAAUACCUCUUGGAUAGUAGAGUUGUUUGUCAUCUUCUUUCCACUUAAUAGUGGAAGAUGACAAAAAAAGGUUUCAGUGUGCAAGACAAGUUUGAAUUUAGUUUAUUGACACAUCACAUUGUUACAACCUUCAACACAAUGUACACACCCAUGUCAUGUUUUUUUGUGUCAGGUUACAAGGCAAAUGUGUUAUCUUAAACACCUUUUCUGUGCCAUGUGACACACUUUUUUACAUCACAUUAUCUCAUAAGCUCUACUUUGCUUCAUUUCCUUCACAUAUCAUGUUGUUUUUAUUUAAGUAUCCCAAAAUAGUAUUACUUGGUAACUUACAAAUACCUUUUUGUUAAAGAAAUCUCUUAAUUUUGAAUGAUUGUAAUGUAAAUAAGAUAAUAUUGAGUACUGAUUCACAGUCAAAAAAUAAACAAUACGACUAUUUUUUUGCAAAAUGUUUUUAUUAGAAACCAGAAUAAUAUCAGUUGGUACCCUGUUAUAGCAGAGUUUCCCUUCAGCAUGGUUUGUAGCAUUUACAAAGUUGUUUGUGUCAUAGACAUCCAUGCAGUUGGCUUGUUUACUAAUACCUGUAAUAAACCUCUCAGGAAAAACCAUGUGGGAAAGAAACCUCUGCCAGCAGGAUAACUGGUUGUAGAAUAUACAAAAUUAGUUUUCACAGCUGGUGCAAAAGUGGAUCCUGCCAUUAUUUAAAUAUCGCACAUCAAAAUUCUUGUAAAAUAUUACUUUUUACCAUAAAUCUUCUAUUAAGCCCUCCCUUUUAAAUAAGCCCCCGUCUCUAAUAAGCCCUCCCUUUUUGGGGCAAGAAAGUUUAUAAGCCCCCCUACCCUUCCUUUGAUAUUAUUCACUGAUAAAUGAUAGACUCUGUUAAUCAAUCAUGACUGUCAGGAGUGUAGUGCACUGUAAAACGUCAUGUGGAUGGUUUAUUCACAAAGCUGGAAGUUCGGAUUUGUUUUUGAUCCUAGGCUUUGUGACCUCGCAUGUCUUAUACUUGAGCUUUUCCACACUGCAUUCUAUUUCUUUAUGGAGAACUGAUACCUUCUUUGCGAAAUUGAGUAAG
Porites lobata is the source of this 14153-nucleotide messenger RNA. NCBI's taxonomy places the organism in Eukaryota, Metazoa, Cnidaria, Anthozoa, Scleractinia, Poritidae. The record is from the annotation of a GenBank genome assembly.